AUAUUAAUUGAGCAUACAUUUUAAUAACUGCAACAGAGGAACCAACAGCAAUCUCCCCUUCAGGAAGCUAUGCCCCGAGGUGCCAUGAUGUAUUCAACCUAUGGGGGCAGCACAACUUCUGAGCGUCCCGUAGUGGAAGCCUUGCGUCGUCACAUCCUUCCAAGUCGUUUCUAUGGUAAUCAGAGAUGGCGUCCGGUAAGUAUCUAAAAUAAAAGUAUUGAAUGGUCUGAUUUGAACCUAACCUUUUCGUAAACAAAACAUUCUCAAAUCUGAAACACGUACUUUCCGCUACAUGGUAGUCAAGCUAACAUAAUAAACUUUGCUUUUUAAUCCUUUUAGGGAGACCAAUUGUAUCCUUCAAUGCAAAUCACAACAGUUUGUCCUUUAGUUAGCUGGUCAGACUUUAUUAAUGUAUUAGUAUUAUUCAGAUGGGGCUCCAUUAAAUACGAUGCUUUCGGCAAUAAAUACGCCACAGUCUGAUCAUGUUAAUAUUAAGUGCUUGUGUUUUUUUUAUCAUUAGCAUGUUAAGAGACGUUCAUGAUUUCAAGUUUGUAUAAUCAGGUGGUUAAUUGAUCAGGACGAGUUGUCAUAAAAUCGUAUUUGCCGUUCUGUUUUUAUUUUUUUGCUGCUGCUAGGUAAAAUAAAGAUAACUUGCAUAUGUAUAGACAAACAUGAACCCAGCGUUAUCGAUUUUUAUAUUAUUUACUUUUUUUUAUCAGACACUCCUACUGUUUUGACAGACGUCAGUGAGGAGCAUCUUUCUCAGGGCUGCGUACAGGAAGACAAUGCGGUUUGAAGCUCAUGACCUUUCGGCUGUGAUUCAAACACCCCAACAACUAGAAGAGCUGCUGCCCAUCACGGCUGUAGGCCUACAUUAUUCUGUGUACAAUGUGAUUGUUAUUCCUUAACUAUCUCCAGUUAUCGUCCACAUCACUGCAAGUCCUCCUCUACCUCAACUGUUGGUACUUUGCAGCAUACUUCCUGGCAGAGUCUCUCAUGUUCAUCUACAAAGGGCUCUUACUGCCGUAUCCAUCAGAUAAUUUGAUUCUGGACGUCGUUCUGCAUCUCCUGUUUCUCUGCCUAGAGAGCCUCAGGAUCUUCUAUGGUUGGAAGGGGAAUCUGUGCGAGCGAUCCUUGGCCACCAGUGUGUCUCUGCUGCUCCUCCUACCCUGUCUGGCCCUCGCUGUCUACUUCCUCCUCCUCCAGACCUUCGUCCUGCGCUUGGAGUUCAUUCUCACCGCCGUUCUCCUCUGCUUCUACGGCCUAGAGUUCCUUCUCGGCCUGGUCACCGUGUCUCUCUUCUCCAGGUCUAAAAUGUACUGAAACCACAUCGAACACAAAGAAGGGAUUCUCCUGGAUUCCUAGAAUGAGCCCUUCUUUUCAAUGCAGAUGUACAGAAAUCGACCUUGAUUUUGUAUAAUAAAAGAUUAUUUUUGUAUUGGUAUGUAAAUAUCUGAUCAAUAGGUCUAUGUAUGAAUAAUGUAUAUGUUUUUACUUUUUCAAGGUUGGAAAUAAACG
Messenger RNA from Gadus chalcogrammus (walleye pollock), 1518 nucleotides. It is a transcript of the gene tmem216, whose product is annotated as transmembrane protein 216. The transcript has 4 exons. Gene Ontology annotation, biological process: non-motile cilium assembly. Bases 997 to 1323 code for a protein of 108 amino acids. The record is from RefSeq and is a predicted model, not a curated record. Gene Ontology annotation, cellular component: ciliary transition zone. NCBI's taxonomy places the organism in Eukaryota, Metazoa, Chordata, Actinopteri, Gadiformes, Gadidae.